Messenger RNA from Oncorhynchus gorbuscha (pink salmon), 4428 nucleotides. Its product is annotated as prolyl 4-hydroxylase subunit alpha-2-like. The record is from RefSeq and is a predicted model, not a curated record. Gene Ontology annotation, cellular component: endoplasmic reticulum. Gene Ontology annotation, biological process: peptidyl-proline hydroxylation to 4-hydroxy-L-proline. Bases 452 to 2053 code for a protein of 533 amino acids. The transcript is spliced from 14 exons. NCBI's taxonomy places the organism in Eukaryota, Metazoa, Chordata, Actinopteri, Salmoniformes, Salmonidae. Gene Ontology annotation, molecular function: L-ascorbic acid binding; iron ion binding; procollagen-proline 4-dioxygenase activity.
GAUAGACAAUGUGGCUAGCACGCUCUUACUAGUGCCAUAAUCUGUGGCCUUAAACUGUACAGUAGGUUACUCAAUUGAGAUUAGUGCGAAUGAAAAGAUCCUCUGUUUGCCAUGACUGGGCUUUCUGAAAAGUGUAGGUGCAGGUGACUCGAGAUGUAAAGGGUUUGACAAGACUCGUUGACGUGGACAUGUUUGGCUUCUAGGCUGACUUUGGAGUAGUGUCUUUCAGAACGUAGUCGUUGUGUUUUACCACAUUAUUUCUGCGUUGGACUCUCGUCUUGGAAUCUGACAAGCAUACGAUUGUAUUUGCUGGUUCAACAUCAACAUUGGCUAUUCCUUAAAGUAUAUAUAACAUAUACAUUGGGUAUACCUAAAUGUAUAUAUAACAUAUACAUUGGGUAUAUUUGGAGUUUUACUAAAAUAGGGCGAGAGCUGUGCGACUGGCCAGGAAAUGGAAUCAAAUAGUCUUCGCCGUGUGAUUUUAUUAUUGCUGAUAGGCUGGACUUUCUGUGCUGAAGAGACUGAGUUCUACUCCUCUACAGAUCACAUGAUGGAUCUGCUAGUCAUUGAGCGGAGUCUCAUCCAGAGCCUCCGAGAUUUCAUCACAGCACAGAAACAAUGCAUAGACCGAUUUAACAGUGUUGUUGAAGCCUGUGGAAAUGCCUCUGGAGACUUCCCAGAGGAUCUGGAAAAACACAUCAGCAACCCUUUCACUGCAUUCAAGCUGGUGCGAAGACUGAGGCUGGAGCGGAACAUCGUGGAACAAGUUACCAAGACAUGUUCUUCAUAUAUUGCAGAUUUCCUGGCUAAUGUAUCAUUGGUCUCCCAGCGGCUCCCCAGUGAGAAGGACAUGGAUGGGGUUGCACUGGGUCUUAUACGUCUACAGGACAUAUACAGACAACUGCAAAUCAUUACAGUGGAUGUGUCAGGACAGGUAAAUGUGACACCCUUGGAUCCAGAUGACUCCUUCCACGUUGCCAUGGUGGCCCUGCAGAACCACAAGUUCCAGUAUGCCCUGCUCUGGCUCCAGGAGACCUUCAGGCAGCUGGAGGAUGGCAUCCCAGCCCUGGUGACCAGGAGAGAGGUUCUGACCUACCUGGGUCCCCUAGCCUUUCAGAUGGGUAACCUGCCUUUAGCAUUGGAGCUAACGCAACAGUUGCAGGAACUGGACCCCAGUUGCACGCAGACCAAGGUGCACCUGGCCUACUACAGAACCCUGAGAGAGAGCAUCCGGUGUGGGAGCCAGACACAAACACCCCCAUGGCCCUUAGAUGCACCAGUGGACAUCUUAACACUAAUCAAACCAGCAAGCGAAACCUCACACGAAUCUCUUUGCAGAGGGGAGGGCGUCAAAAUGACCCCGAGGAGACAGAGGACAUUGCGGUGCAGGUACAGCACUGGUAGAGGCAACCCUCGACUCAUCUAUGCACCUAUAAAAGAGGAGCAGGAAUGGGACCAUCCACUAAUAAUACGCUAUCAUGACCUUGUAUCUGAAAGGGAGAUUGAGACCAUAAAACACCUAUCCCGAUCAAAGCUUGACAGAGCAAAGGUGUCAGACCAUGUGACAGGGGAAAGAUUUUCAGCUGAAACCCGUGUGGCUAAAAGUGCAUGGCUGGCUGACGAGGACAACCCUGUCAUCUCCCGUGUUACCCAGAGAAUGGCUGACCUGACUGGGCUGGACAUGGAGGCAGCAGAGAUGCUCCAGGUUGCAAAUUAUGGGAUUGGGGGCCAAUAUGAACCACACUUCGACAACAAGUUGACCAAUGACACAGACUACAUGACGAGGGGUGGCAGGAUCGCAACGAUCUUAAUCUAUAUGAGUGAUGUGGAAGUGGGUGGAUCGACUGUGUUCCCUGAUAUAGGUGCUGCUCUACGACCGUACAAGGGUUCAGCGGUGCUGUGGUACAACCUUUUGCAGAAUGGAGAGGAGGACGCGAGGACCUUACACGCUGCAUGUCCUGUAUUUGUGGGCAAUAAAUGGGUUGCCAAUAAAUGGGUGAGGGCCCACGGACAGGAGUUCAGGAGAAGAUGCUCUUUGUCCCAGAUGGACUGAGACUGGAGCCAGGAUGGAUUCUCCCCUCAGUUUACCUACACAUUGCUGCACAUUUCCCCAUUGUUACUCUCCUUGGCCUCAGCUGGCCACCUGGGGGAGGGACCCACUGAAUCACACGAAAGCACCUUACAAGUGUUUGUGCAGUGAAGCAGGACAAGAUGUCAACAAUACCAAUCUGACAUUUGAACUGUGUGGCAUUUUUUUUACAGUGAUUGUCGAAAAUGAUAUUGUUUGCGGGUAGUCCAUAGAGUAGUUUACGUGAUUGAUUAGAUCUGCAUGAUCAAUUUAAAAUACAUUGUAGAAGACAGAGUAAUAAAAUAUUUGGACCAAGAAUCACUGUUCCUCUAUACAUACUACAGAAUAUAUUUUGCUUGCUGUUUUGAUUUUAGCAUCCACUUAAUCUGCAGCACACACACACACACACACACACGAGAAAAUAGAAGAGGUAAAAACUAAUGUAGAGGAAUUGCUACUAUGCCUGUUUCUGCUCUCAUGCCUAAUGGAAUUUUUGGCAUGAAAAUGACAGCAAUGCUGUUAACAAGAGCCCUAACAGAUUUGGAACCAGGUUACAAAAAUACACAAUGUCCCAUUGAUGCAUUGCUGUGCAGGUAAAGGCUGCAUUCAGAGAUGCUAUACAUGACUCUGAGUCUGUCUUCUCCACAUCACUCCGUAUAGACAAACGUCAAACUAAAAUCCAACAAGGCAUGUGUAAAUGGGUGAAGAGGGUGGCUGUUUCUGGAUGGCGCCACUGCCGAUGUGAAGACUAAGCACAAACAAACAUUUUUUGCACGUGCUUUUGGCGCCGCCGACGCACCAGAUAUUUACAUCUUUCUCUGAGACUACACAGUAUAUUCUCGUCCUCCACUGUGAAGGAGAGACAAAGAACGUGUCUGGCCUGCACAGAGCCCUGACCUCAACCCCAUCGGAAUACCUUUAAGAUGAAUUGGAACGCCGACUGCGUGCCAGGCCCAAUCGGCAAAAUUCAGUGAUCGACCUCACUAAUGCUCUUGUGGCUGAAUGGAAGCAAGUCUCUGCAGCAAUGUUCCAACAUCUAGUGGAAAGCCUUCCCAGUAGAGUGGAGGCUGUUAUAGCAGCAAAGGGGGGGACAAACUCCAUAUUAAUAAUCAAUGAUUUUGGAAUGAGAUGUUUGACGAGCAAGUGUCCACAUACCUUUGGUCAUGUAGUUUAUAUCGAGACCAAUUCGACUACAGACAGUAGCCAAUAAGUAGCAAAAUAUAAUAUUAUUGAAAUAGGCCUAUAGCCUAAUGUAUUUCUACUACCGUUCAAGCGUUUGGGGUCACUUAGAAAUGUCCUUGUUUUUAAAAGAAAAGCACAUUGUUUUGUCCAUUAAAAUAACAGCUAAAAUAACAUCUCAUUGAUCUGAAAUACAGUGUAGACAUUGUUAAUGUUGUAAAUUACUAUUGUGGCUGGAAACGGAAGAUUUUUGAUGAAAUAUCUACAUAGCCGUUUUCAGCAACCAUCACUCCUGUGUUCCAAUGGCACGUUGUGUUAGCUAAUCCAAGUUUAUCCCGCACGUCACCAAGAACAAAACAUAUGGAAUGAAGAACACACCUGCCAGACAAGCAAAACCAGGUGAUUCAACACAUGUGCAAAUGGCACUGUUAGUUGUUUUUAUCACCAUCGUCCAAUUCAAAUUACGCCCAUGAAAUCAAAUGCAUUGCUCUGAUGCAACCCAAUGACCGACUUUGGACAAAUCAUCCAUUUUUACUGGUUUCCACCAGUUAACACAGCCACAAAGUCAACAUUUGCUAGUCUAUAUCGUAAAAAUUCAUGAAAACAUACAUUUGCUUUUUGGUCUUAAUUUAAGGUUAGGGUUAAACAUAAUGUGAGAUUAAUGUAUUAAGAUUAGGAUUAGGUUUAAAAUCAUAUUUUAAGAAGAGAAAUUGUAGAAAGACCGAUGUAUGGAUUUGUGGUUGUGGUAAAUAGUGACGACCAUGUUCACUCACGUUAUUGUAGCACAUGUAAGAGAAUCUCCACACGUCUCCAUGUCCGAUUAUAGCUCCGAUAACCUUUAAAAUGGUCACGUCCUGACCAGAUAAAGCUUUUAUUUUCUAUGGUAGAGUAGGUCAGGGUGUGACUGGGGGGUUGUUCUAGUUUAUAUUUUCUAUGUGGGUUCUAGGUUUAUUUUCUAUGUUGGUGAUUUGUAUGAUUCCCAAUUAGAGGCAGCUGGUUAUCGUUGUCUCUAAUUGGGUAUCAUACUUAAGUAGCAUUUUUUUCCACCUGUGGGUUAUGGGAUAUUGUUUAUGUUUAGUUGUCUGUUAGCACUGCAUUGUUAGGCAUGUUUAAUUUAUUCUUUAUUUGUUUUGUCUUUACUAAAGUUUCACUUCAUUCUUUAAUAAAUAUGUGGAACGCUA